GUGUGAGUUUGUGCAUAUCUUUAUAUAGAAGUAUAUUUCAAAUGUUCUCUCCAGAGAGGUUUGAGUUUUAGACCAGAACCAUGCAUUCUUCCGUAUUUCUUAUUGCCAUUGUUUGUCUGCCGCUGGUGCUGGCAACAAUCCCAUUUUCUGAUUGUGGAUCAAAAGUUGGUAAGAUCAACUCCAUUACACUAAAUGAUUGUCAAAAACUUCCAUGUGUUGUAAAGAAAGGAACAUUUGCCAACUUCACAGUCAAUUUCACUCCCAACAAAGACAUAUCUGCAAUCAAGAUUGAAGUCUGGGGAAAAAUCUCCCCAUUGCCUCCAGUUCCUUUUAAUCCAGGCAGCCCAGAUGGAUGUAAAAAUAGCAGUUUGAAGUGUCCUUUGAAGGCCAACACCCCUGUUUCAUUCAAAAAUCACCUGGAAGUGAAAAAGAUGUACCCUACAGUUUCGGUCAUCAACCGCUGGCAACUGACAAACGAGAAGAAAGAGAAGAUCAUUUGUUUUGACAUCAGUCUAAGGAUUGUCGAUUAAUUUGGUUUUCUUUCAUUUAUAUUUUGCUUCCACGCACAAAAGAUCUGUUUUGUAUUUUUUGUUUGUUUGAAUGGGAAAUAAAUCCAUUUAAAUACAAAUAAAUAUUUCAAAAUAUUCUUCAUAACA
Octopus sinensis (East Asian common octopus) is the source of this 656-nucleotide messenger RNA. Its product is annotated as NPC intracellular cholesterol transporter 2 homolog a-like. Gene Ontology annotation, biological process: sterol transport. The record is from RefSeq and is a predicted model, not a curated record. The transcript is spliced from 4 exons. Bases 81 to 530 code for a protein of 149 amino acids. NCBI's taxonomy places the organism in Eukaryota, Metazoa, Mollusca, Cephalopoda, Octopoda, Octopodidae. Gene Ontology annotation, molecular function: sterol binding.